UCAAUGUGAGACGGUAGUUAGAACUACAGCAAUGAUAGAGAAAGAAUGGUGAAUGGCGAAUGGUCCACCCCACCCCACCCUAUCCGAGAUCACAGAAGCAGCUCCGACUAAUCCGCUUAGGUCGGAUCUAUUUCCCACCACUCUUCACUUAUUUCCACCUUUGGUUUCAUUUCAUCUCAUCUCACAACAACAAACUACCUCCCAUCAUUCUAUUUCCAACCCUCAUCAACAACCUCCUCCAUAGCCUCUUCUCCAAAAAAAUACACUAACAAUUAAAAACUUGAAAACAUUAUCCUUCUAAAAAAAAUUCACACUCGUAUUGCAUAAAUAAUAAAACCAAAGGAGCAUGACAUCCAGGAGGGAAAUAUCAAUUUCAGCAACCAUUGCGAAGCUGGCACGUUGUUGUUGAAUGGGCAAUGUUACGGGGAGCGUGGCGGCGAGAUUGGCGUUUUUCCCGCCGGAGCCGGCGACGUACAGGGUUUCCCGGGAGCAGGACGGGAGGGUGGUGGUGUCGGGUGCGGGUUUGAGCGAGGACAGGGACCUGGUGGCUCACGUUCUGGAGACGAAGGGCGGGAACAGGAUCGUUGCCACGUUCUGGAAGCACACUUUUGCGAGGUUCACGUUGCUCUACUCGCAUGGCAACGCCGCUGACUUGGGACAGAUGCAUGACCUCUUCCUUGAACUCAGGGCUCACCUCCGCGUCAAUAUCAUGAGCUAUGACUAUGCAGGAUAUGGAGCAUCUACAGGUAAGCCAUCUGAGUUCAACACAUAUUAUGACAUAGAGGCUGUGUAUGAUUGUUUGAAGAGUGAAUAUGGCAUUAAGCAAGAAGAUUUGAUUUUGUAUGGUCAAUCAGUUGGUAGUGGGCCCACAAUACAUUUGGCUACUAAGUUACCUAAUUUGAGAGGUGUUGUUCUUCACAGUGGCAUCCUUUCAGGGAUAAGGGUCUUAUACCCUGUUAAGGUGACAUUUUGGUUUGACAUAUUCAAAAAUAUAGACAAAAUAAGGCACGUUGACUGUCCAGUCUUGGUUAUACAUGGAACUAAUGAUGAAAUCGUUGACUGGUCCCAUGGAAAAAGAUUGUGGGAACUUUCCAAGGAAAAAUAUGACCCUUUGUGGGUUAAGGGUGGGGGUCAUUGCAACCUUGAGGCUUUCCCAGAGUACAUCAAGCACUUGCGCAAGUUCCUAAAUGCCAUGGAGAAACUCUCAAUCACAGGAGAGACAAACAAACAACCCACUCAUGAUCCUAGUGAUACUGAAGAAGAACACAAACAUAACAAAUGUUUAAGAUUUGGUUUAAGAUAGCUUUAUCUAUUUGAGGUUUUACACGUAGGAAAACAGAACCGUGCUUUGUUUGAAGGUUGAGACCAACACUACUUUCACUCAGGUUCAAGAUUUAGAAGUUAGUCUAUUUCUUAGGAAUUGAGGGAUGUCUUUGAUCAAAAUCCUGCUGAAAUGACCAUUUCUUGGAUGGAGAAAACUCGCAAGUGGUGUUCAGGGCGUGUCCAAUUUGGCCUAAGGCGAAAUUUACAUUUAAAUUUAAAUUUAUUAUUUUAUUUAUU
Molecule: messenger RNA, 1560 nt
Organism: Glycine soja
Lineage: Eukaryota; Viridiplantae; Streptophyta; Magnoliopsida; Fabales; Fabaceae
Product: alpha/beta hydrolase domain-containing protein 17B-like
Exons: 5
Coding region: 410-1303 (297 amino acids)
Source: RefSeq, a predicted model, not a curated record